AUGGCGAAGCCCUCCUUCCUAACGAACUUUAAGCAGCUGCGACGGCGGUCGCGAGCAAGUUUCCGGAACGACGAUCGAUCUACUACCGACGCCUCUAGCACCGAGGACCGCCAGAGCCAGAACACGACACCCACAACCGGAUCCAUUACGCCCCCCUCGAUAACCACGCAGUCCGAUCCUGCGAUCAACAACCUCAAGGACCUGUCGUCGCAGUCGACCGCGUCGCUCCCCACGAGACCUCCGCUGCAAUCCUACGCAAACAGCAACCGAUAUAGUGUGUCGGGCAUGACAGGUCUCGGAUCGCCUAGCCUGAAUGGCAAGUCGACGCUGCCCGUAUCGCAGUACGCACCGCGGUUGACGAACCUGAUCGAUGGCUCUUGGGUCCAUCAGAAAGCCCUUCUUGUGUCUGGUACCAUUGGGGAGGGGUUGCAACACUCGCUCGACGGAAAUGUGACCGUGUCGCGACUCGAUGAUGGCUUCCCACCCACUUGCUGGCCGGUCUGCGACUCGCAGUUCAAGGCGCUGGUGUACCUGAUGCCUGGCGCAAACAAACUGCGCUUUGAUUUCACGAGCCCCAAACUUGCUAACAGCGACUCCCCGAACCCGAUUCAUGCGACUCACAUAGUGGUCCACAUGAUCCCCCCGAUUAGCUCCCCGCCCCUGCAGUUGGCGAUCUUGCUCGCCAAGGACUCACCGGGUACGUUCGAUGCUGUGCCCGCUCGGAUCGAGAAGGAAGGCAAUGGGCUCGAGACAGCUAUUCGCAAGUUUCGCAUGGCGACCUAUCUUUGGCAAGCAUUCACUGCCGAGGAGAUGCGCAGAAACCGGUUUGGGCGACGAACAUUCCGUUUCGAGGAAGAAUGGAUGAAUGGUUCAUGCAACCAACGAGAUAGGGAGAUGGGCACGAUGCGAUCGGAAGCGCGGAUUCAUAUCAUUCGGUCCGACAAGACGGUGGCCGAGAUCCGCGACCUCGAACGAGCGCAGCAAAACCACGAUGGAAAGAAGAAAGGGGAGCUAUUUGACAUUGCUGCCGAGGCGGUCAAGAGCUAUUUUAAGCCACUCCCAGGCCAAAAGCAAUAUGUCUCAGUCCUGAUCCUAGACUCGCACUGGGACACGACGUCAAAGACGAUCACCGGCCAUGCAGCGCUCGGAGGAAGUGCCGGCGACCUGCAGCUGGCCAUCUGCGGUUCCCACGCUCUACAAAGCUACCCGAUGACUUUCGAGGAGGUGGUCCCGGCGUUCACCGACUGCACGCCGACUGACACCAACUUUGUUGCCAACGACUGCAAUGAAUCCGGAAGCUCCUGGGAGGCGGCCAACGUCGGCAUUGGCGCCCAUCUCCACGAGACUGGCCAUCUCUUCGGGUGCCCUCACCAGGAGAGCGGCGUCAUGAUGAGGGACUAUGUCAAGUUGAAUCGUUCAUUCGUCGCUAGGGAGGCCUACAGCACCAGGACCAAGUCGAAAGGCGGACUGGUCAUGCAGGCCGAUGAAUGUACCUGGCACCGGCUCGACUGUCUGCGCUUCCGCAGUCAUCCAUGCUUCAGACUGCCCAACGACCCGGUCUCCAACCCAGACGACAGCGUCCAGGCUUGGCCGGUCGACAACGGGCAGGUUCAGGUGACGGCCGCCACGGGUGUCUCGUUCAUUGAACUGUAUACAGAAGGCGAUGAUGUCUGCCACACGUGGAUCGAGUACAAGUUGGAGAAUGGCUGCUCUCAGCGCAACAUUACCUUGACCGAACAACAGCUGCGAGAAAAACUUCCCGAGAACAAGCGCCGCUCCAAGUUGACGAAGGUGUGCAUCAAGUCACACGGCGGCGGUAACCUGGACAUUCCGGAUUUCGAGCAACUCCUCAAGACUGCCCGGUUGAAGCUGUCUUUUUUCGGAAAUCCGGCGUUCCGAGGCAACAAGCUCGGUUUCUCACAGAUGGAAGGCAGCAAGGCAGAGGAGCUUAUCUUCACCAGUUCGACGGAGAAGGGGAAGGACCGAGUGCUCUCCCGUAUCGUAUUCUACCACGGGUUCGCUCUGGAUGGCAUGGAGUUCGUCUACGAUAAUGGGGACAGUCAACUCUUUGGGAAGAGAGGAGGCAAACCUGGCGGUGACACUUUCAAGAUGGACAUUCCACGGGGCGAAAACAUUACUGGUUUCUAUGUGCGAUCAGGUUUCUGGAUUGACGCCAUCCAAGUCUGGACGAGUCUGGGAAGAAAAUCUCCCGUCUACGGCAACGUGAACGGUGGCUCUCCCCAUACCCUCCUUCCACCCCCCGGCUUCCGGGUCUGCGGCGUGACUGGAUCCAGUGCUGCCUGGGUAGACGGUUUCUCUCUCAUCAUCACACGGUAG
Messenger RNA from Anthostomella pinea, 2337 nucleotides. NCBI's taxonomy places the organism in Eukaryota, Fungi, Ascomycota, Sordariomycetes, Xylariales, Xylariaceae. The record is from the annotation of a GenBank genome assembly.